GAAUGCUUGGGUGGACGAUCGCUAAUCCUGUGAUACCAUCCUUCUCCUUCGGCCAGGCAGCCAGAUUGAUAACCAAAGUAUUCAUUGGACAGAUGGCUGAUUCGGAAAGAAGUUUGAGCGCUUCUGUCAUUCGGAUGUUGGUCCAGCUAGGCAGCAAGUACCGAGCUGCAGCAGAUCACGCGGUCUACGAAUGGGAGGAUGAGGAAAGAGAGCUGACGGAGGAUGACCAGAACAAGAAGAUGGAAGUGUUCGACAAACUCCACUCGAGCCUCCUGCCAGCCAUCAACCACCAUCUCAGUUGCCUCGUGACUUCCCUCGACCUUGUAGAACACUAUCCCAGGAAGUUUCCUUCUCCAAAGCUCGGGUUAACUUUGGAGACCUUAUCAAGUUUGGAGCGCACCUUGGAUCAAAUCAUUGUCGACUUUGCUAUCCUCAAGACACCCCUACCAACUGUCCCCCACGACCAUCCCCAGGAUCGGUACAAAUGCUUCAGAUCUGAUCGACUGAUCGCAAACAUCACCGACCUAAUACAAGGUCCCAUCCAUUCGACAUUAUUGGAUUCCAACUAUUUCAUCCGACUAUGGGAGCUCUCAACCACUGACCCAGACAGAACUGCAUUUCAAAUCAGCAUACCCCAAGCCGUACAGACUGUGCUUGAGGAGAUAACUGAAUCGACUCAGUUAGUCAAUAAAAUCCUCCGAUUCUCUCAAAUAUCCGACUUGGAUAUUCUUCAAGAAUGGUGGCAAGAGAACGUCGAUUCACUAGAUGGCACGAUCCAGGCUCUCACCCAUAUCACUCAUUCCGCACUAGGUCAACAAAGGCCACUUAGUGCUAUCAGAACGAAUCUGCUCAAAGAGUUUCAAACGGAUAUCACAUUCCUCAAAUUACUCAGAACGUUAUAUGAUAAAGUCUCGAAAUCGGCCACGAAAAAACUAGCGUACAGACUGGAUCCUCAGACCGAUUCGAAGGCCUUAUCCACGAUGUACCUUGAUGCAGAUUGGAUGAAUGGCUCGCUUUCUCUUCGCAUGAGCUUCAUGUUUGAUCUUUUUAAGAAUGAUGAACCGCAUGGAGAUAUAGAUCGAAGACAGAAUGACAUGAGCCAGAUGUCAAGACACGUUGAUUCUAUGCUACUCCACAUAGCUCUAUAUCUUACCCCUCUACCUACUGCAAUCGACCAUACUUCACCCGAAAGUGACUUCAAGGCUUGGUUAAUUAUGUGGCAAGUGCUUUGGCACACCGUAAUCACUCGGUACUAGAAGGUUCUGUCCCACCCCGAUCACUGGUUUGGCCAAUCGAUACCUUAAAUCAGAGCCGAAAGAGCAAACAAGCUCGAGGCUUGUCCCAUGGACACGAGCCGUAAUCAAUAAUCACAUUCUUGUCAUACUCUAUCAAACACAACUUAAAAAUUGUGUUUUACAUUACCCGAAAUAUAUCUGCUGUUAUUUUCUUGAUUGCUUUCAUCCUCAAUGCCCAAACAUUGGCCACCAGAAGGCAUUUAUAAACAACAACACAGGAUAUUGGAUGAGCUGUAUUCUUGUCUAAUUAAAACACAUAAACACAUGGAAAGGUUUGCUCUUGU
This is a messenger RNA of Puccinia graminis f. sp. tritici CRL 75-36-700-3, 1579 nucleotides long. RefSeq lists its product as uncharacterized. The annotation marks the transcript as partial. The transcript is spliced from 2 exons. The record is from RefSeq and is a predicted model, not a curated record. NCBI's taxonomy places the organism in Eukaryota, Fungi, Basidiomycota, Pucciniomycetes, Pucciniales, Pucciniaceae.